This is a messenger RNA of Rotaria socialis, 318 nucleotides long. The record is from the annotation of a GenBank genome assembly. NCBI's taxonomy places the organism in Eukaryota, Metazoa, Rotifera, Eurotatoria, Philodinida, Philodinidae.
AUGAAUUGCUGUUCUGCAUAUUUCUAUACAAGAUUUACGAACGACGAUACAUUAAUUGAGCUGGCAAUGUUAAAUGAAUCUAAUAUGGAGGUGCAAGAAGAUUCUAUCCUACCAAGAGAUGAUCAAUCAUCAAUACAUGGUCCAAUAAAAUUCAUUAAAAGUCACUCGUUUUGGUUUUAUAUUUUCUCGUUUAUCAUCUGUAUUAUAUUUUCAUUUGUCAUUACUUAUUUAUAUUCUUCUUUAUCUGUUCCUACAAAGCGUAUUGAUUCAUAUGCAGAGAACGGAUUGCAUCAAAAUGAAAUCAAUGAUAAAAAUUAA